AUGUUUCACUUUAUCAUCUUGCUGUUAAUAUCGAUUCAAUGUGUUGAUGGUCUUAUUUGUGCUACUAACUGCAAUUUCUCUACGCAGAUUGAUAAUAUCACUUUUACAUCAUGUACCGUCGUCGAUAAAUCCAGCACCGAGCAUAACUGUGAAGCUUUAUUAACAAUAGACUAUUAUUCUGGUUCAAUUAUUGGACGUCUCGAUGCUAUAAAAUCUAUUUGGCACUAUGACUUCUAUACACAAACCCACUUUUCACUUUACAAUGAUACAUCUAAGGUAGAAAUCGAUUUCGUUUGUUCUAUGACAAAUAAUUGUGAUCAAGAAUUUAUCAAAGAAACAUUGAGUGGUGACUGGCGUCGAGUCCAAAGUGAAGUGAUGCGUUUGAGGAAGAAUCUCGCAGAUCUGCUCUUUAAUUCAAGUGAUCUACGACCUGGUGAUGGAUGCAUAGGUCGUAAAAAUUGUUCUGGUGAAGGUUUCUGCGAGGCAUCCUAUAUAAAUGGGUCUGUUAGAGGUGCAGAAUUUGAAAGUAGAUGUGCGUAUCCUACGAAUGAACCGCUUCUUGAAUGGAUUCAACAAGUAGAUCUAAAGUUGCUUUCCGAACAGGCUUUGUAUACUUGCAACAAACCUUCAUGCGCUGCAAAAACAACAGUGCAACAUAUCGUUGAAAUGAUUAAAAAUAACUACGUCUUACCAUUGAAUGUGACCGUUCCACUAAAAACUACAACCACACGAUUAUCCACAAUGUCAACAACAACGAAUACGACAGCAAUGCUAACAACUCCAAAGUCAACAACAACAGCAAUGCCAACAACAUUAGUGUUAACAACAACAAUAACAACAACAUCAGUGUUAACAACAGCAACACUAAAGCUAACAACAUUAACACCAAUAUCAACAUCGUCAAUAUCAACUUCAACAAAGAAUGUGGCUAGAUCAAUUUAUUUAAAUAAGAUUGAAAAACUCCUUUUUGUACUUUAUGCAAUUCUACUUAAAAUUAAAAUGUGCCGCUGUCAUUUUCUCUACAUGAAAUAA
Rotaria sp. Silwood2 is the source of this 1032-nucleotide messenger RNA. The record is from the annotation of a GenBank genome assembly. NCBI's taxonomy places the organism in Eukaryota, Metazoa, Rotifera, Eurotatoria, Philodinida, Philodinidae.